AUGACGGACGUGCAAACGGUGGAUUUGGACUCCCUCAACUAUGUGGUCAAGGUACCUUAUAAUGGCACGGGUCCGAUGGGCGGGAACCCGCUCGAGGACAACAUGAACAUUUGGUAUGAGUCUGGAGAUUUAGGUUGGGUAAUCAUGGCAACAGGACUCGUCUUGUUGAUGGUGCCGGGCAUUGGAUUCUUCUAUUCGGGUCUCGCUAGGCGCAAGUCGGCCCUCUCCCUCAUCUGGCUCUCCGUCAUGUCGGUGGCCGUGACGUGCUUCCAGUGGUUCUUCUGGGGCUACUCCCUCACCUUUUCCCACACCGCGGGCCCCUUUAUCGGCAACCUAGCCAACUUUGGCUUCCGCAACGUGCUCGCCGCGCCCUCGGUGGCCUCGGACCGGAUCCCCGACCUCCUCUUCGCCGUGUACCAGGGCAUGUUCUCCGCCGUGACCGUCGCCCUGGCCACGGGCGCCGUGGCCGAGCGCGGCCGCAUGCUCCCCUGCGUCGUCUUCAUGUUCGUGUGGGCCACCGUGGUCUACGACCCCAUCGCCUGCUGGACCUGGAACCCCAGCGGCUGGUCCAACCGCAUGGGCGGCCUCGAUUUCGCCGGCGGCACGCCCGUCCACAUCGCCUCGGGCUGCGCCGCGCUGGCCUACAGCAUGAUGCUCGGCAAGCGUAGGGGUCACGGCACCCACGAGCUCAACUACAGGCCCCACAACGUCACGCACAUCGUCAUCGGUACCGUCUUCCUCUGGGUCGGUUGGUUCGGCUUCAACGCGGGCUCGGCUCUGGGCGCGAACCUGCGCGCCGUCAUCGCCGCGGCCGUGACGAACCUCGCGGCGUGCGUGGGCGGCAUCACCUGGUGCGUUUUGGAUUAUAGGCUGGAGAGGAAGUGGUCGACCGUGGGCUUUUGCUCGGGCGUCGUGGCCGGCUUGGUUUCCAUCACGCCUGGCUCCGGCUACGUUCCCGUAUGGGCCGCCGUCGUAUUCGGCGUUCUCGGCGCAGCAUUUGCCAACUACGGCACCAAACUCAAGUUCAUCCUCCAGAUCGACGACGCGCUCGACAUCUUUGCGGUGCACGGCAUCGGCGGCUUGCUCGCCGACUCGUUCGCGGGCGGGGCCUACUCCUUUGUCGCCACGUGCGCGAUCCUCUUCGUCAUGAACCUCGUGCCGGGCCUGCGCCUGCGCGCGGCCGAGGAGUCGGAGAUCCUGGGCAUCGACGACGCCGAGAUUGGCGAGUUCGCCUACGACUACGUCGAGCUGACCCGCGAGGUCCUCGUCGACGUGGAGAACGAGGCGGGCAGCGUGCGGUACUCGGCCGACGCGGGCACUUUUGCUCCCUCGAAAAGCACGACAACCCCUCGCCGACCGGGCGAGGGGGUUUUCGCUACGGGCAGCCAUCGCAUGCGAGAUGAAAGCCCGGUAGCAGGGCCAUCGUGGGGGUAG
Parascedosporium putredinis is the source of this 1434-nucleotide messenger RNA. The record is from the annotation of a GenBank genome assembly. NCBI's taxonomy places the organism in Eukaryota, Fungi, Ascomycota, Sordariomycetes, Microascales, Microascaceae.